This is a messenger RNA of Cannabis sativa, 1699 nucleotides long. RefSeq names its product hydroquinone glucosyltransferase-like. Gene Ontology annotation, molecular function: UDP-glycosyltransferase activity. The transcript has a single exon. The record is from RefSeq and is a predicted model, not a curated record. Bases 67 to 1503 code for a protein of 478 amino acids. NCBI's taxonomy places the organism in Eukaryota, Viridiplantae, Streptophyta, Magnoliopsida, Rosales, Cannabaceae.
AUAUAUACUAUACAAAUUUACACACAAAAAUCUCAAUUUCACUAAAAUAAAAAACCCAAUUACACCAUGGGAGACCUUUCUCCAAAACAACAACAACCCCACAUACUCAUUGUCCCAACACCAGGAAUGGGACAUCUUUUCCCACUCAUAGCUUUCUCAAAACGACUUGUCGUACAACACAACAUAGCCAUAACCUUCAUUGUUCCAAACGACGGGUCGUCUUCCAUUGAACUUCAAAAGAAGCUUCUUCAAUCCCUUCCACACCCAAUUUCCUCCCAAUUUCUUCCACCUGUCAACAUGGACGACCUCACAGCAGAAACCCCAAUUGAAGAUCGUAUCGAACUCACCUUGACUCGGUCACUCCCAGCUUUACAACAAGCUCUCAAACUCACCACCGAGUCAACUCAGUUCUCUGCUCUUGUCGUUGAUGUAUUUGGUCCAGCUGCCUUUGACGUGGCAAAAGAAUUCAAUAUUCCUCCUUAUAUUUUCUUCCCAACGACAGCAAAUGUGUUGUCGUUAUUUUUUUACUUACCAAAACUUGAUGCCAUCACUUCAUCCGAGUAUCGGUUCUUAUCCGACCCGAUUCAAUUACCCGGGUGUAUUCCGGUCGAGGGGCGGGAUUUUUUUAGCCCGCUUCACGACCGGACAACUGAAACCUAUCGAGCUUUUGUUCGGAUGGCGGAGAAGUAUCAUUCGGCUUCGGGGAUUUUGGUUAAUAGCUUUGUGGAUUUGGAACCGGGUGCUUUUAGGGCUAUCAUGGAUAGAGUCCAUGGUAACCCGCCUAUUUACCCGGUUGGGCCGUUGACUCAAACCGGGUCGAGUUCGGGUACCGGGUCAGAGGAAGUACCCGAAUGUUUGAGAUGGCUUGAUAACCAACCAAAAGGGUCAGUUAUUUUUGUGUCGUUUGGUAGUGGUGGGACCCUUUCACAAGAGCAGUUCACUGAAAUGGCUAAAGGACUUGAAAUGAGUGGGCAAAGAUUUCUUUGGGUUAUUAGAAGCCCAAAUGACAAAGCUUCAAGUGCUUUUUUCACUUUGAAGAGUCAAAAAAGGCCAUUUGAUUAUCUCCCAGAUGGGUUUAUGGAGAGGACUAAAGAUUUGGGCCUUGUUGUGGACUCAUGGGCCCCUCAAAUUAGGGUGUUGGCCCAUGAAUCAACAGGUGGGUUUUUGACCCAUUGUGGGUGGAAUUCAACUUUGGAAAGUGUUGUUCAUGGGGUUCCUUUGGUGGUUUGGCCACUUUAUGCUGAGCAAAAAAUGAAUGCUGUUUUGGUUGGUGAAAAGGGUUUGAAAAUUGGGUUGAGAGUGAAGUUUAAUGAGAGUGGAAUUGUUGGGAGGGAUGAGAUUUGUGAGUAUGUGAAGAUUUUAAUGGAAGGUGAAGAAGGAAAGGUUAUGAGGAAAAAUGUUAGUGAUCUUAAGGAAGCUUCUAAGUUGGCUCUUAGUGAUGAAGGGUCUUCUACUAAGUCACUUGCUGAGGUUGCUCAUAUUUGGAAAAAUCACAAAGUUUGAUAUGGAUUUUAUUCGGCCAAAUUUCAUAAGAUAAAUAAUUAUAGUAAUAAAUAAGGAUUAAUGUUGGCUUUUGUUUUUUGUUUUUAUAUUUAUGGAAUGUUGUUUGGAAUGACAAUUUAUAUAUUUUGUUUCUAUCUAUAUAUACAUGUGUGCAAGUAUUGCAAUAUAAUUUUAUAUGGAAUGAUAUAAGUUAUUA